Molecule: messenger RNA, 125 nt
Organism: Entrophospora sp. SA101
Lineage: Eukaryota; Fungi; Glomeromycota; Glomeromycetes; Entrophosporales; Entrophosporaceae
Source: the annotation of a GenBank genome assembly
CCAUGACCGAAAAAGAACAACAAGAAAAAGAAAACAACGCCCAAUUAUACGAAGCUGACAGCAUUCAAGUUUUAAUGUCUCUCAAAGAAUACACGGAACUAAACCAAACAAAACAAAAACUUUGA